This is a messenger RNA of Anopheles aquasalis, 1265 nucleotides long. RefSeq lists its product as uncharacterized. The record is from RefSeq and is a predicted model, not a curated record. Lineage: Eukaryota; Metazoa; Arthropoda; Insecta; Diptera; Culicidae.
UUGAAACGUGCCUAGAACCCGCUGGUUUGUUGUGUUGUGAACCGCGCAGGAACAGAGGAAUCCCGACUGACCUUCCGUAUCUUGUGUUUCCGAUGCCGCCAAAGAAGAGUACCGCGGAUGCAUUGCAGAUACCUACCAGCUCGGUAACGGCUGGCAAAAGGAGUGGUGUUGCUGCACGGUUGAGGGCGUACCGGGAAGAUUUCAAACAGGAUGAGCCGCCACUGCCAAAGUUAACCAAAACCGUAGCCUUCAAACCCUCGAAAGGAACACCAGCAAUAGCACCAAAAGCGGCAGCAGCAGCAGCGACUACGUUUCGUAAGAAAGAUCCCUUCAGUGCAUCGUUGGCCACUAAAAAACGAAACUCUGCUCAAGAACGCCUCAACCGGCUCUGUGAGGAUCUGAAAGAGGAUGUAGAACUACAAAAGAGUGGAAAGAAAUCUACAGUCAGCAAGAACCAACAGUCAAUCAAUCAAACUAGUAAAGCUUCUUCCUCAAGCAAGUCGCUCCAGUUACUCAAAAAAUAUGCUGCCCCGGAUACCGGAUUCUCCUCGCCCGACAGUUCCCUGGCGGAACCGGAGCAGAUGGAGUGGCAAUCGCUGAUGGAGUUAACGGCAGCCGAGCCACAGCGUAGAACAGCCAGCGACGGGAAGAACUUGCCGACCACAAGCAACCGACUGGAUACUGACUACAUGGAAUGUGCAGCCUCGUUUGCCAACUAUCGUUUCCUCAUCGUUGAUACGUCCAUUUACCUGGAUCAUAUCGAAGGGAUCAUAGACAUGUUUAGUGACCCGGUACCAGCAAAUAAACCUCAACCAAUACUAGUCGUACCGUACAAGGUGUUACAACAGCUGGAGUCUGCAGCACACGAUUUCCCGGACAAGAAGAAAGCGAUCAUUCGGACGAACCGGUUCCUCUGUACGAUGCUCGAAAAGAGUGAUAAGAGGUUUCGAGGCCAGCGACUGACAGACGAUGCCUGUGAGCUGUUUGAGCAGGACUCGGCGAGCGAUUCCAUCAUCAACUGUGCCCUGCAGGUGCAGAGUGUGGCCGGUGACCGGCUAGUGGUCGUGACGGACGAUUGCUGUUUGCUAACCAAAGCAUUAGUAUCGGAGCUGGAGGCUUGUGAUUGGAGGAACUUUUAUCAACAGUACUCGUCGUCCUGAUCGCUCUCGUUGCUAAUCGUAAUCAAGUCCGAUGCCUUACACCUUUAUAAUAGUAGUAUAGUUGAAAAAAAUAAUAAAAAAAACUGCCUUGACGAUGAAGCGAUA